Messenger RNA from Cynara cardunculus var. scolymus (artichoke), 749 nucleotides. Its product is annotated as chaperone protein dnaJ 11, chloroplastic-like. Bases 36 to 506 code for a protein of 156 amino acids. The transcript has a single exon. The record is from RefSeq and is a predicted model, not a curated record. NCBI's taxonomy places the organism in Eukaryota, Viridiplantae, Streptophyta, Magnoliopsida, Asterales, Asteraceae.
ACUCAUCAAUCCAUUUUCUUACUCUUACAUCAUCAAUGGCUAUUUCAACUUCAUCUUCCUUCUUUACCUCCCCCAAUUUCAUCUUCAAUUCACAUCCAUCAUCACAAUCGCCUUCAACUUCGCUCAGAUUUGGAAGAGCUCCGAUUUCAGCUUCYUACGCCACCGCCGAGAGGACCACGACUGCGACGGAGCCAAUUAGAUCGUUCCGGAAUCCUAAUCCUUCUUCUCUGUACGAASUGCUCGGGAUUCGAAUCGGAGCUGAUGUCAGAGAAGUCAAAGCGGCGUACCGUAGAUUAGCGAGAGUUUUGCAUCCAGAUGUCGGAAGUUGUGACUCGUCGGCCGAUGAGUUUAUGAARGUGCACUCUGCUUAUACRACGCUUACAGAUCCGGCAAAACGAGCGGAUUAUGAUCGGAGUCUGGUGCAGAGACGGGCGGGAGUUCCGUCUCCGAUGAGAUCUGCAGGUAGUUACAGGAGCCAAAGAUGGGAGACGGACCAGUGUUGGUAGAAAUUGCUCCGAUGAAGCUCGUAUCACCGUUUUAGGGAUAUUGAAGCUGUAAAUAUUCAGAUGAAAGUAGGGUUUAGAUCGAAGAAGCAUUACCACGAAUCAGGAUACUUGGCUAAGAUUUUGAAGCCACUGAAUGGAAGUUUUUCAGAUUAGAAUCUCAUUUUGUAGCAAACAUUAACAGUAAUUGAACGAGUUCUGUUAUGCCUAAAUUUUUACGUGAUAUCAAGCAAGAAGUUGUUUGUU